AAGAACACAUGAUUCAGACUCACAAAGGAACGCUUCCUCUUCCUCUUCUAUUCUUAACGCAAAACCCAAAAUCUGCAAUUUUUUUGGAAGUUCUUAGAUUAUUAAUCAUAAAAUUUCAAUAAAAGUAAAAUAAACCACAGAAAGGGAGUAGAAAGAUGAGAUUUUUGUGGUUAAUUGUGCUGUUAUACACUGUAUGCAACCAUGUUUUAGCUGAUCAGAUCUUCCCUGGUCAUGUGCUACAUUUCGCAGUUCUCGUGAACCUAAAUAUCAGAUCGACUUUCAUUCAGAAGACUCUCCUUUUCUUCCUUUUCUCUACAUCCCAUGGAGCCUGUGAGUUUCUUUGGUGUGAAGAAUGUCCAUGCAACAACCUAAUGACCAUUCUUUGGCUUUCUAUGUGAAUGAUGAUGACCAGGAGUCAAUAGUUAUACCCAACAAAAAUGGUGAGAAUUAUUUAUGCUUCUUGCCUAAGGUGGAGAAAGCCAAGAGUGAAAAACCAAUUACUCACCUAAAUAUAAGCAGCAUGAUUGUGGAAACUGAGGAACGGGUUAAAUUGAAGACACCAGAUGAGCUGCUUGAAGUACUGAAAGGCUCAUGCUUUGUCAGACAAGAGGGUUGGUGGUCUUAUGAGUUAUGCUAUCAGAAUAAAAUAAGGCAAUUCCAUGUGGAGGAUGAAAAGGAAAAGGCUGUCCAAGAAUUUAUCUUGGGUGUGUAUGAUGAAGAAGCCACGGCUGCAUUCAACCAGAAUCUUUCUGACAUUUCUACAUUGAAGGAUCAUCGUUCAAAAGAUGCAUCUCAAAGGUAUCAUGCUCAUCAGUAUACAAAUGGAACCAUAUGUGAUCUUACAAAUGAGCCACGAGAAACUGAGGUGAGAUUCGUAUGCUCAGAGCCCAGAGCUAUGAUUAGUUCUGUCAUUGAGCUAUCCACGUGCAAGUAUGCUCUUACAGUACAGUCUCCAAUGCUUUGCAAGCACCCAUUGUUCCAAGAAGAGAGACCAGUGUGGCAUACCAUUAAUUGCAACCUUCUUCCCAAGGAUUACAAAGAAGCUAAGCCAGAUGAAGUCGAAACCGAAGAUGAGCAGAUUUUUAUGGUGUCUGACGUUGAAUCAUCUAAUUAUGAUUCAGAUGAAUAAGCGACGCAGAGGGACUUUUGUCAAUAUGGAUCAAAUUGAACGAGCUAACAAAUUGUGUUCUUCGUGUUUUAUAUGGCUCUUUCUUCGCAAGUGCAACAAAUGGUCCAUCACUGUCAUGCCAUUGACCCAACGAGUUGCUUUUCCUAGACCCUCUCUUCUUAGAAAGCAGACAACAAACAGUGUUAAGACAGUUUUAAUGGAACUUUGGAUAACUCCAGGUUGAUGAAACUGAUCAGAAAAUACAUGUAAAUUUUACGGAACAAGACAUUCCUUGAUGCGCCAAAAUUUUCUUCCAUUUCUUUCCAUGCAUUCCACUAAUUUGUUGCUUUCCAACAUGCCGAUUUUUGCUUCGUGAUGGAAGGCAGUGGUGAGAACAUUUUGAGAACAUAGUUUGGACCAGUAAUAUUUGGGACGCACAGAAUUCAAUUUCUUUUGAUUCCCAUUUCUCAAUAUUACUAAAAUAUAUUUUGUAUUCUAA
Populus nigra (black poplar) is the source of this 1607-nucleotide messenger RNA. RefSeq names its product protein OS-9 homolog. Bases 353 to 1129 code for a protein of 258 amino acids. The record is from RefSeq and is a predicted model, not a curated record. The transcript has 9 exons. NCBI's taxonomy places the organism in Eukaryota, Viridiplantae, Streptophyta, Magnoliopsida, Malpighiales, Salicaceae. Gene Ontology annotation, biological process: endoplasmic reticulum unfolded protein response; retrograde protein transport, ER to cytosol. Gene Ontology annotation, cellular component: endoplasmic reticulum lumen.